Molecule: messenger RNA, 2764 nt
Organism: Carassius gibelio (silver crucian carp)
Lineage: Eukaryota; Metazoa; Chordata; Actinopteri; Cypriniformes; Cyprinidae
Product: delta-1-pyrroline-5-carboxylate synthase-like
Exons: 18
Coding region: 186-2603 (805 amino acids)
Cellular component (GO): cytoplasm; mitochondrion
Molecular function (GO): ATP binding; glutamate 5-kinase activity; glutamate-5-semialdehyde dehydrogenase (NADP+) activity
Source: RefSeq, a predicted model, not a curated record
AGUAAUCAGCGUACAAAUGUCACUGCGUACGCUCGUUGCGUAACUACGUGGUGUAACGUCAACAUGGCUGAAUCCAUGCGAGUUGCUGCUGGGAGUUGAUGUGGCACUGAAGAUAAGCGCUGACAGUGAACUUGAGCUUAAUAAAUCACUUUUUUUGUAGAUUAAGUUGUACAGAUCAGGUCACCAUGUAUCUCCAGAAGAUGUUCUCCUGUUCUCAGAUUUUGGCGAGACCAAAUGCUAUGCAAACAUUCAUAAGAGCUGCUUCACAAGGCAAAAAUCCCUCUUCCUCCCCAUUUCUCACACUCCAUGCUGUGCGUCAGUGGAGUAACGUGCCUUUUUUUACAGUGCCGCUGGCACGGGCGCACGGUAAGUCAUUUGCCCACCGAAGUGAGCUGCGCCAGGCCAAGAGAAUCGUCGUCAAGUUGGGGAGUGCUGUCGUGACACGUGGCGACGAGUGCGGCCUCGCUUUGGGCCGACUCGCUUCAAUUGUAGAACAGGUGGCCAUGCUUCAGAAUCAGGGUAGAGAGAUGAUGAUCGUGACCAGUGGUGCAGUAGCAUUUGGAAAACAAAGGCUGAGGCAUGAAAUACUUCUCUCACAGAGUGUGAGACAAGCCCUGCACUCAGGCCAGAAUCAGCUCAAAGACAUGUCACUUCCAGUUCUAGAGGCGAGAGCGUGUGCCGCUGCGGGACAAAGUGGACUUAUGGCUCUGUAUGAGGCAAUGUUCACUCAAUACAGCACUUGUACUGCCCAGAUCCUGGUAACAAACCUGGACUUCCACGACGAACAGAAAAGACGUAACCUGAACAGCACUCUGCACGAGCUGCUGCGUAUGAACAUCGUGCCCAUCAUCAACACCAACGACGCCGUGGUGCCUCCCCCUGAACCCAACAGUGACCUACAGGGGGUAAAUGUUAUCAGUAUCAAGGAUAACGAUAGUCUUGCAGCGCGGCUUGCCGUGGAGAUGAGGGCAGAUCUUCUCAUCGCUCUCUCUGACGUAGAAGGCAUUUACGACAGACCACCAGGGUCAGACGAUGCCAAGCUGCUGGACACAUUUUACCCUGGCGAUCAGCAUUCCAUAACCUAUGGCACAAAGUCCAGAGUCGGCAUUGGAGGAAUGGAAGCUAAGGUUAAAGCUGCUCUCUGGGCUCUCCAAGGGGGAACGUCUGUUGUCAUUGCUAACGGUACAAACCCCAAAGUCACAGGUCAUGUGAUCACUGACAUUGUUGAGGGAAAGAAAGUAGGAACCUUCUUCUCAGAAGUCAAGCCAGCUGGCCCCACAGUCGAGCAGCAGACAGAAAUGGCUCGCUCUGCUGGCAGGACCCUUGCUUCCCUUGAACCAGAGCAGCGAAGUGAAAUCAUUUGCACAUUUGCCGAUCUCCUUACUGAGAGGAAAGACGAAAUCUUAUCUGCCAACAAAAAGGACAUGGAGCUUGCUGUUAGCACAGGUUGUCUGUCUCCACCCAUGCUGAAUCGACUCAGUUUGUCGUCGUCUAAACUGAACAGUCUGUCCAUCGGCUUGCGUCAGAUCGCAGUGUCCUCUCAGGACAGCGUUGGCAGGGUUCUGCGCAGGACUCGUGUGGCAAACAAACUGGAGCUGGAGCAGAUCACUGUCCCUAUAGGAGUACUGCUGGUCAUCUUUGAGUCUCGACCAGACUGCCUUCCUCAGGUUUCCGCUUUAGCCAUUGCCAGUGGAAAUGCUCUUUUGUUGAAAGGGGGCAAAGAGGCAGCCAACACAAAUCGCAUCCUGCAUGAACUCGCUCAGGAGGCUUUGUCUAUCCAUGGAGUCAAAGAUGCCAUCCAGCUGGUGAGUACGCGUGAAGAGGUGGAGGAUUUGUGCCGUCUGGAGAAGAUGAUUGAUCUGAUCAUUCCCCGCGGCUCCUCUCAGCUAGUCCGAGACAUUCAGCGUGCAGCUAAGAGCAUCCCUGUUCUUGGCCACAGUGAGGGGAUCUGCCAUGUCUAUGUGGACCAUGAGGCCAGUGUUGACAACGCCAUCAAAAUCAUCCGAGACUCUAAAUGCGACUACCCUGCAGCCUGUAAUGCCAUGGAAACCCUGCUGGUGCAUCGAGAUCUUCUCAGAACCCCACUGUUUGAUCAGAUCAUUGACAUGCUGAGAACAGAACAUGUGCAGGUCCAUGCCGGCCCCAAGUUUGCAUCGUACCUGACCUUCAGCCCGUCCGAGGUCAAGUCUCUGCGUACCGAGUACGGGGAUCUGGAGUGCUGUAUCGAGGUUGUGGACAGUAUGCAGGACGCUAUUGAUCACAUCCAUAAAUACGGCAGUUCCCACACUGAUGUUAUCGUCACUGAAAAUGAGGCCACAGCAGAGCAGUUUCUUCAGCAAUUAGAUAGUGCCUGUGUCUUUUGGAACGCCAGCUCACGGUUCGCUGACGGAUAUCGCUUUGGUCUCGGUGCAGAGGUUGGCAUCAGCACGGCCCGUAUUCAUGCCCGUGGGCCUGUUGGGUUAGAAGGGCUUCUCACUACCAAGUGGGUCUUACGGGGCGAGGGCCACACAGCUGCAGAUUUCUCGGAGCAGGGCAGCAUGACGUAUCUGCAUGAGAAUCUUCCAGUGGCGCAGGUUCUUCCUGGACACAGAACCACCAGCUAGAGUCGUCAAGUAAAAGCAUCUGAAGUCAAUAAUCAAAUACAUCUUAAGUAAAAGCUCACCCACUUAAUGUAUUUAAAGACUCCAGUCAGGUAGUGUAAUGGAGAAAGUGUGAAUACAAAAAAAAAAAUCAUCUGUUCAAUGAACCCAUACACUUAAAUAUU